Molecule: messenger RNA, 9813 nt
Organism: Paramuricea clavata
Lineage: Eukaryota; Metazoa; Cnidaria; Anthozoa; Malacalcyonacea; Plexauridae
Source: the annotation of a GenBank genome assembly
CAGGAAUUCCCAGUUGGUCUCAAAAUGGGAAGACCCUACAUUCUACAAAACUAGCACUGUGUGACUUUGCGCGUUCUAGAGCACCAUUCUCCCGAGAUGGUAAGCGGAUAACAUUUACCUUCAGGUGCUGCUUUUAUGUAUCUCUUGAUUAUCUUAGUGAUUUUGUCCAAUUCACCUCUUGACAUAAAUUUACUUAUUUAGGUAUGGAAAAAUCCAACAUGAUAUCUUUGUCCGGUGACAACGAUAUCAAAUGUAUUGGUGAUAACAUUACCAUUAAUAAACAUUGUCCUUGUACAGAAAAAUGCCAUGUUGGUCAAGUUAUUUCAGGUACAGGUAGGAAUUGAAUGCUUUAGUCUAUACAAUAUUCACAAUUUCAUAUAAAAAUAUAAUUUAAAAAGAAGUAAGUUUUGUGUAUUUACAAAAAAGAAAAACUCGUGAAUAAAUUUAACAAGACAGUAUAUUAGGUAAUCAUGCGAUGGCGAGUACAAUUAGGGAUUAAUAGUACGAGUGAUGUUUGGAAAUUUUGCCGAAAUUGGACGAGCCGCCGGAUUACUUGUUUAUUAUUAGCAUGACAAAAUGGGAUACUUCUCAAUGUCAACAUCAUAUUCUCUCGCCAAAGCGCAGUCCUGCAAGACCUUCAACCGGAAUUUGGUGCUUUUGUUCGUACUUUUAUUUAGUUAUUUUGCUAAAGCAAAAUUUGAUGCUUUUGUUCGUAUUUUCAUCUAGUUUCUCUAGGGCAAUUUCAUUUCACAUUUGUGUUUAAAAUACCUUCCGCCAUUUUGUUUGUUUUGGGAAAAUCAUUAAUUGUACUGCAGUACAAUUAAUGAAAUAAUUGUACUCCUCUCAACCAAUCAGCAUCCAGUAAUUUUGUCAUGCUAAUAAUAAACCUAGAAACAACCCUAUUUGGGUUAACUUAAUAUUCCUGGUUAAUUUUCCUGGUUAUUUUAACCUACUGCCUAGUUAAUUUAACUGGUAGGCCUUCCUGGUUAAAUUAACUAGAUUAUGUUAGGUAGAUAAAUAACCAUGCAGGGGGGCGCUGUCUAUUGGUAAUAAAAAAUUAGAUAUGUAAUUUUUUUUGUUUAUAUAUUUUUAAAUACUUAAAAGUAUAUACAGUACCUGGCGCGGAAGACCUACCGUAUUUCACUGGAAAAAUAGUGAAAUCCAUACUAUGGAAUUUGCAAUUGCAUGACCAAAUCGAUAGUAUAUAUAUGUUAUUUCCAUGCUAUAUCCAAAUUAUUUCCAUACUCUAUCCAUAGCAUGGAAAUUGCAAUCAGUAUGAAAAUUGGAUUUCCAUACUAUUUCCAACAAGAUCGGGUCAAACUAGAUUUUAUUCAUCGAAGAUGUGACUGAACCAAAGUGCACUAUGCCAAUAACCAGUGUCGCUUAUAUUGUUUAAACUAUACAAUUUAUACUUUUAGGUCCAAGAAGUACUGCGCCUGUUAGUAACUGCUAUGAACCAGUUCAUAAGUAUUGGUCAAGAAAAGAAUUAGAUGAUGAAAUUAAAAAAAUCCAAAAGGGAAAACUUAAAAUAUUGCAUGGAUCAAUUGGGACCGGGAAAACGUCCGCGGCUCUGCGUCAUAUUUUUGUGAAUAAACAAAAGUUUGCUAUAAGUUGGGUUAUAGAUGUCUCUACUGGUGAAGAUAGCAUCAUCGAGUCGUUAACAGAUCUGGCCGAGAAACUUGGUAUAUCGUAUGGCGAGUUGUUCCACACUAUUGAACAAAAAGCUGAAAAUGAAGAUAUCAUGUUUUUGUUAGAUAACGUAGGAACGAACCCGUCUAAUUGUGAUUGGUUUAAAAGCUUGUGGAGCAUCCGACGUUCAAUUUACAUCAUCAUCACAACCAAUUAUCCUUCUUUGGAUUUUCCUGAUGCAGAGCAACUUUGGGUAGAGAAAUUUGAGGAGGCAUUGGACUUUCUUGAGGGUAUUCACGCUGAAAACUGUGAAGAAGAUUUAAAAGAGCUUUGUGAUCAUUUUGGUUGGAAUAUAUUGGGUUUGACAGCUGCAAAACAGUACAUGUUGAAAAAUAAGAUCCCUGCUCUAAAGUAUCUGGAAAUGCAGCAUAACAGGCUGGCAGCGCAGAAAGUCCGUCUAGCGGAGUUAAGUAAUCGUGAUCGAAUACUUUACGAAAGUGUAUGUGCAUGUUUGGAAGAAGUUGACAGUGAUAAAUUUCGUGCUAUUGCUGCCACUUCUUUAAUCUCUAAUAAAAUGAUUCCAGAAUUUUUUCUGAGUAAUCUGCUAUCUUCAAAUGAUCUCCUGGCAAACGUAGCAGAUUUAAACGUUCUACAUGAUGAGCUCAAGUCACUGGUUCGCAUCACAGAAGAAAAUGGUAUUCGGUUCUUUUCUUUUCAUUCUUUUACCCAGUAUGUGAUCAGAGACAUAAUCGCUAUAUCGUUAAAAAACGAUCUACUGUACAAAUUGGCGGGAAUAUUUAUGAAGUAUGUCAGUAAAGAUAACCGUUUUUCGAAAGGAGAUUUUCUUCAGCGUACCGUUCGUGAACAUGCGGAGAUAUUUCUGCGAGAGUGGGAGAACAAACAGAAAGAUGAUCGUUCUUUGAUAGCAUUAGCUCGGUUAUCAGAACUGGUUGGCUUCACCUACACUCAGCAACAGCCUCCUUCACAACAUAAACUGGACGUUCACUUUAUACGUGCUAGAAAUCUGCUUCAUGAGUUGUGUGGAAUAACCGAGGAAGAUUUACAACCUGAUGAUAGUCUUCUUUGUAGUUUAUUAGGUCUUUGUUGGGGAAGUUUGCUUGAAGACUCCAUGUAUGGUAUUACCAGGACAGAUUCAGCAGUCGCGCGUAAGUUGUUCACUAAACUAACUAAGAAGAGUUCAGAACUAUCCCCAGAGAUAAUUAAUGAACUUGUAUUCUUGCGAACUGUAAACAAACAAGAUUUUGCUUUGUUUCCCGAAGUUGUUAAGGAGACUCAGACGGUGAAGAAAACGGUCGAAUCGUCAUAUCCGCUUUCGCCAAAUGAUGUUAAGGUGCUCGUUGACCAUGGUGCGGCAUACAGCGUUGAUCGCUAUCGUGAAUUGUUUCUACCGGAACUUUACCUUUCAGUGAUUUACAGCUUUGGCAGAAAUUAUUUCUACAGAGAUAGAGCAACAGCCGAGAAUCUGAGCUUUUACAUCGAUCUUUUGAAGCUAGCGUAUUGUCUUUCACACGAGAUCAGCAAGCAAAUGAAUCACAAUGAGCAUGUCUUGCAUGAAUUCUCGGUGCAAGCGAAUGGUCUUCUAUAUCUCUUGGUUAAUGACGACUAUAUCAGUCAAGAUGGUACACGUAAGAAGAAGAAUGCUCAGGCCCAUGCUAAGGACUUGAAGAACGCAAUUGAUCGUUACAAACAGUUUAUCGACGAUGAACGAACAUUUUUCGAAAUGGGGAUAUUGAAAAGAACGAAGGAUGACACGUACGGCAAGCUAGUUUGUUAUCAGCAGAUCUUGAGAUGCUACAAAAACUUGCUAUCACUCAAGAAUAUUGAUCGUGAUCAAUACAUCGAAGACGGCGUCCAACUUUGUGAUGAGCUUUUGCAAUUAUUGGAUAAAAUCGCCACUAAAGAUAUUGGCCGAAAGAAAGAAGAUCUCGUUCGUUAUUGCAAACAUAUGAAUGCUGUUGCUGAGUUUUAUAUAUUUAUCAACCGGGAAGAACAUUAUUCUUCAGCGAUAAAGAUCUUUACCAUCUCAGCCGAACAUGCUGAAAAAUAUGAUAUGACCUUCUUCUAUCUUGAAGCUUUGGUUGGCUUGGCAGAUAUCUUCAGCAGAAUUGGCAAACAUCGCUUCUCUGCCACCCAGGUUUCAAUUCGUCAUCUCAAGCGAUGCAACAGCAAGGAAAGUCUCCUUGAAAUGCAGGGCCAGAAGCGUCAUAUCCAAGAAAGAAUUUCCAGAAUUCAAAGACAAAACGUAGCAAUGAUCCUCAAGCACUGUAUUCGAAUUCUGCGCAGACGCAAACGAGGUAAAAAUCACAACAGUGCAUAUCUUAAGUAGUUUAAUAUUUUAAUUUUUAUAAUGAUAUUUUUGCAAACAUGAGGUAAAAUCGAAAUGAAAAAUUGUAUCAGUGGCAGCUUUAUAAAGGCCCAUUUCCAAUCAUUUGUUAUAGAUGAGACAUCCCAGCGCUAUGUCGACGAAUCUGACGCAUGUGAAGUGCAAGUGGAUAGUGCAUCAUCUACGUCUAGUGCAAAUGGUAAACAUGUUUUUGUCUUUGCAUGUACGUUCUUGAAAAUUGUUGUACUUGGCUUUUUAAACCGAAAUUCGUAAACCGAAUUGUUUAUAGAAUUCCAAGCUCCAAAUUCUAAUCCUGCGUUUUUUCCUUUAUGACAUUAUAGUCGGAUUGUUAGUGUAAAUUCAACAUACAAGUCGUGUUUUUAUCGCUUUCCAAGCAUUUGAAAAAAUCUUCUUAAAAAAAUCCGGCCUUCGUACAACCGACCCCCAGACAAUCAGAUAUGAUUUCUGUUUCACAUACUUGCUGGUCGACAUAGCACUUGUCAACUUGUGUGCUGUCAAAAACACACAUUUUUAAUAUUUUUAUUUUACCUAGUUUCACAUGACGAGAUAGAAGAUGACGAGAUAGAAAAUUCUAGUAGUAAGUUGGUUCAACUAUAUCUUAUAAAGUAAUUUAUGUUGUAAAGUUUUAUAAUAUGUGUAUCUUUACUUUGAGAUACUUCUAUUUGUUUAAUCUAGUAUGAGAAAAUUUGUAACCAUCAUAUUGUUUCAUCAUGUAUUGCAUGUGGAAACGUCGUACGUUGAAAAGUGAUGUUAGAAAAUUCGUACGAGCAAUGAGGUUACAGCAGCCGAGCGUUUUAUAUCUGAAAAAAACACGAGAACGAGUGUUUUGAAUAGCUUAAAAUACGUCUACAAAAGAUGCCAUCUCAUUAGUUGAAUAUUGCACUAUUUGUGAUUGAAUUGUUCUCGUAAGGAGAUAUUUACCAUGUAUCUAAGAAAUGGACCCCAUAUAUGAUUUCUAAACUGAUUAAAUGAAGUUCCCAUUAUGCUUUGCACUCUUAGAGUUUAAGGUUUAGAGUUUAGGACAACCUUUUUUGAAUGAGCUAUAUAUGGAGAUUGCCUAUAUAUACUAAAGUUACAUGACCAGUAAAGUAUACGGAAACUUAUAUACUGGAACAAUCAAUAAUCUUGUGCAGAGAUUGGAGUUUAUCACACUGUGCGGCACCGUCUAUGAAAUCUACAUACAUAGGCAGGACGUUUUAUAUUUGACUUGCACAGAAAAUGUUUAUUUUUGGAUUUUUCUGGCAGGAAGAGAAAUAUAUUUUCUAUAGGCCUGAUAUCUACAUAAGUUAGAAGUUAGAGUUUAACAUUUUAUUCUCCUAUAUAUGAACAGCUUGGGUAUAUAGGAAAAACGUUUGAAAUUUUUGUAUGUAUGCAUAGUGAUCAAUUACAUUACCACAUAAGUAUGACCAUGGAUAAUAAAAUAAAUGGAUAGGAAACUAGCUGACGUGGCCUAAUGUUUUCAAUGGGCUGAUGGCGUGGUUGGAUGUUCAAACCUAGUUGCAAACCAAAUUCUCAAAAACGGCAUGUUUAGCAAUAAUACAGCUAAACAUUUUAGCCAAAGAGCAAAUAAAGAUAACCACGCCAUUCUACGAUUAAAACUCUAAGUAUUCCCAGUCAAUUUUAGCAAAUAUUUCAAGCACUAAACAGUGAAAAAUACAUCGCAAAUUUCGUUAAAAUUUGUGACGCCAAUUUCGUAGCUACAAAUGUAAAAAAAAUACAAAACAAAGACGAAAAACAUUUACCUUGAAUACUUUGUCGUGGCUUAGUCAUGUUUUUAAAACAAUUGGACCAGUUUAUGCUUCAAUAUCACCCUUUUAAAGUGGAAAAUAUAGCAAAACAACAAAAAUGCCGAGAACUUUGGUAAUAUUCGCAAUACGCGUGACCGCCGUCACGUCACGUUUUUCAAAAGGAUGAGUCAAUGACGUCAGGAAGUUUCCUAGAGUGGUUCUUAGAGUCUCGUUGGUCUAAUAACUAGUUCAUUAAUAAAACCAAAAAAAUUAUUUUAAUAAGCUCAAACUGAAAUUCAAAUUAAAAAAGGUUCCAUUCACAACUCUGAAAUCAAAGGAGACUGGAAUGAUAGCUUGGCCGGCACCAUUGAAGCCGCUUAUGAUGACUGCCAUGAACGAACGAAGAACAUCACACUCGGAAAACAUCGUUUUAUUCACGUUUUACACAGCAGUUUGCCAAUGUCAAAAAACUAGACUGUAAUACCAAGUUUUGGAACCGUAGAAAUGUUUUAAAAUGAUUUUUUGCCCAAGUUGGAAAAUUACAGUUGACUGAAUUUCCUGCACCUCAACCAAUCAUGCGACUUGAUCAUUGAAUAAGAACCGUCCAGUAGAAAGGCAACACGUCUCGCAGGUGUUCUUUUGGCCCUCAAGUCCUGCUAAGUUGAAUCUCAAUCCUGCCUAGUCUAUGUAGUCGCAGUAUAGUCCAACUCCACUAAAAACGUAUCAAGAUGUUUGAUAGUAUAAGUUCUCUCAAAGUUUGCAUUGCGAUAAGACAAUUUAUAUCUCUUGGCUUGUUUAAGACGCCAAGCCCAAUUAUAUUGCAAUAAUGAUAGUGAUAUACAUUAUGUUUCAUAAACUUAAAAAGUUGUGUCUCCCAACCCAUGAUUUACGGCAGUGAUAUGAUAAGAAAAUAUUAUUCAGAAUUUGUAUUCAAAACUCGUAUUUUUCAUUUAGCUUUAAUGGAAGAAAGAAAUGAAGAACUCCCAAGAUCAAACGGGACUUUUCAACAUCCAUCUAGCUCGGCAUUACCCGGCAAUUCCUCACAACAUCCUUUUCCAGAAACCAACCAAGACCACAUGAAUGCAGAUACUGAAUGUCAAAAACCUCAAGGUAUAAACUGCAGAGGGUAUAAAAUAUACUGCACUACCAGUUGCAACAGACUAUUCUACAAUACAGUCGAACCUCUCCUAUCCCUCUAAAAUGAACAGUUGCUUGUCGUAACAAAAUAUAUUUAUUACUGAUACAUACACAUAAAUACGACAAGCUGGUUUCCAUGAGGGGCUUGAUCUGACAAAAAAUACUGUUAUACAAAUCUAUCAUCAUCGAUCCAUAUAGUUAAGAAUAUGAAAUAGGACGAGCCAAUUUCAAUUUAGUCAUUCUUUAAUUUAUAAUCUUUUGAAAAUAAUUUAAUAUACAGUAGAACAAUUUUUGUGUCAUAGGGUUAUACUAGUUACUCCAAAGUGCAGUUCCAUUAUAAUUAUAAUCAUAUUUUCCGAAUUCUUUCUUCGCCUUAGGAAGUGCCAAUUCGGUUUCUCUACUACUUUAAUGAUAGUUUGUGUAUAUUAUUUGUUGAAGGAUUUUGUAGGUUUUUCAACAUUUAUUGAGACCAAACCAGAAACAUUUGCGGAAAAUGCAACUAUAGGCCUUCUGACCAGAAUCGACCCUGCAGUUCAUUAUUAUAUCUUGAUUAUAAAACUUGCGGUUAGAGGUGGACACUGUAGUUCAGUUGGUUGGAGCGCUGCACCACAAUCACAGUGUCGCAAGUUCAAAUCCUUGAAGGCCUAUGGUUGCAUUUUUCGUGUCUGUUCCUGGUUAGGUCUCAAUAAAUGUACAAAAUUUACGUUCGAAAUUUCCAUCUACAAAAUCCUUCACAUUUGUUCGAUCGAGUGAGAUGCUCAAACAUCCUGUGUAUGCUAUGUACAACUUCCUUCGUUUUAGGGACGGAGUAUUAGAAAAGUGAAGUGGUAGGUGGGGGGUGGGGAGGUUUCUGCCAUGCAUAGAUUUUACGGUUGGCUUGGUGUUUUUUUGUGUUGUGAUAUAUUUUCUCUGCCUGCACCUUCUGGCUGCAUGCAUUUUAUUUGAAACAUUUUUUGCUUGUAUGGUUAUUUUUGGUUCAAAACACGGUGAUGACUUCAGUAAACGAACACCACUCUGAUAUGUAUAUUGCUCGUUCCCUUCAGUGUCCUUAUAAAGGAGGUUCUUAGGAAUUUAUUCAAGCCAGGUCAGCACAUUCUUUCUGACAUAUGUUAACAGGUCCUGACAUUUUUUAUAGAUAAGUAUAUGGAUAAUCAUUUGCUGAAAUUGGCUCAAAAUAUCCCUGGAGACUGGAAAGAACUGGCAAAAUUUCUUGGUAUUAGCGAUAGCAAAAUAAAGGAGAUUCGCUUGAAUAAUCUGGCUGAUGUGGUGUGGCAAGCAUAUAUGAUGCUCAAACAUUGGUGGACAUCUCGUCAUCAAGCCGCGCAGUCCUGGCGCGAGGAACUUCGCAAAGCUCUGUGUGAAAUUGAUAGACAAGAUUUAGCUCAGGAUUUCACAGGUGAUGUUCUUCAAACCGAUACAUGACGUGUUGUGUACCUAUAAAAAACUUUUUAAGGUGAACUUAUUCUAAAUUAGAUUUUUUUCUGCACUUCACUUGGUUGAAACUGAAUGGCGGAUAUAUAUACACUGUUUAUACCUAACCAGGAACGGUUGCGAAAAAUGCAACACUACUGUCACUAGGUCUUAGUGUUACAUUUGUUAAGUAUAUCGUCAUUUGGAUAAUCCAUCUACUCCAAUAUUCAACUUUUUAAUAUGAUAAUAUCUUAUUUCUUUUGACGUAUGUUUUUCCGAAAUUCUGCCUUGAAGGUCCUUUCAAAAAACCAGUUCAACAUUGUUUCGCAACCUUAUCCCACAAUUAAUGGAUGCAACAUACUGGGUUUGUUCAGACAUGGUUGGCAAUGUUGCAGUUUGACUUUAUUUAAAAGUUUCAUCCAACGUAGUUUGACAUUGUGGCUUAGUAUCAUCCUACAUUAGUUAAUGGAUACAACAUGUUGGGUUUCAGUUCAAACGUUAUGUUUGCUAGUGAUGUUAGCUGAUGUUUAUUCAAGUUUGACUUUUUCAAAAGUUUUUUUCAACGUCAUUGUUGGACUGGUUUGACCUAGUCAUAGGAAAAACGAUAUGUUAAAAAUGUAAAACAGGGGCCGGUUGUAUAAAAAAGUGAUUAAAGUUAACUAUGAUUAAGUGCAAACGUCGUCCAGUAAGAAGCGCCUAUUUGAGAGUUAAUCACUAUGUCUAUGUAACUACAAAAUAGUGAUUAAAAAAGUGAUUAAGAGUUUAAAUACAACCGGCCCCUGGAACGUAUUUGAAAAAUUUCAUUUUCGUUGCCGUUUUGAACUGUUGAGCUUGAACUUGCGUUUAUAAUCGUCAAAUUCUAUUCGGUAUAUUGUUAAAAAAGUAAGUUCAAGAUGUAAUACACUAUGUAAUCAUUAUAGCAUUGAAAUGCAAUUGAACAUUUUACUAUGAUUUUAUUAAUAUCUGCGAAGUGAACUCACAUUAUAUACAUUGCAUGCAUGCUCUUAGUAAAAAUUUGGCGACUAUACAUGCCCACCAGAAAGAGUUGCAUUUUCAUCUUGCCUAGGCUACAGCUUACCAAUUGUAGUGAUUCUGCGUUGUUUUGUGUCUGUGAAAGCUCGUGUUUAUUCAGUGGACAAGGUGUUUCGCAAAUACAAACAAUCAUGCAGUUUAUUAUUCGCUCGGCACACCUAUAUAUAAUCAGAAGGAACUGGUGAUCUCUAUAACGAGGGUCCUGAAGGGGUAAAUGGGAACUGGGAUUUGCCUAUUUUUGGACUGGGUAAAUGGGAUUUGGGUUACUGGGCUGUCUAGUAUUUGGCAAAAAAUUACUGGAGUUUAUAGACCUACAUUUGGUUAAUUUUUAACAAAGCACUUCCGGUUCAGAAAAUGCAAAAAAAUUUCCUCCGCUUUUUCCAUGAAAUUUCCUGAUAUAUGUGAAUGCGCAAUACACCCUUCCGGGAAGUACGGCCUAUAGAGCCUCGUUUUCGUGAUUGAGGUGUUGGGCUUUAACUUAUGUCACAUACACGAAGACGAGGCUGCAUAGCG